AUGGCCACUGUGCAGCUGCUUAUCUGCAAACGCUUGGACGCUCUGGGCCUCAGUUUCCCCACGAGUUCAGUGGGAAGCACACACCUUCCCACUCCGUAUCUGGCGAACCACUACCUUCUCAUUGACACCCAGGGUGUCCCCUACACUGUGCUGGUGGACGAGGAGUCACAGAGGGAGCCCGGGGCCGAUGGGGCUUCAGGCCAGAAAAAGUGCUACAGCUGCCCGGUGUGCUCGAGGGUGUUUGAGUACAUGUCCUACCUUCAGCGACACAGCAUCACCCACUCGGAGGUGAAGCCCUUCGAGUGUGACACAUGCGGGAAGGCGUUCAAGCGGGCCAGUCACCUGGCGCGGCACCACUCUAUCCACAGGGCAGGGGGCGGGCGGCCCCACGGAUGCCCGCUGUGCCCGCGCCGCUUCAGGGAUGCGAGCGAGUUGGCCCAGCACAGCCGCGUGCACUCUGGGGAGCGCCCGUUCCAGUGCCCACACUGCCCGCGCCGCUUUAUGGAGCAGAACACGCUGCAGAAGCACACGCGGUGGAAGCAUCCCUGAGCCAGUUGGGGCCAGGGUCCCCCAAAGCUGGCCCUAGAGGCGCGCGCGCGAACACACACUGGCCUGCUCUUGCUGUGAGCUCUGCCAGAGAGAAGAGCCUUAGGCUUCGGCUGAGUUAACAGAACGGAGUUCUCUGGCCUCAGAGACUUGGGACAUUCACGGUGGAGCCCUGGUCGUGGAGCAGACCUGUGUGUGGAAGCCUCUGCCUCAGCCAAGUGGCUGGGGCCCUCAGGAGCCCUUUUCAUGCACACAGGCCUGAAUAGGCGCGGAGCACUUUGGUUUUGGUGACAGUGUCGCUGACGUCUGUGUUCAGCGCUUAGUAGGAAGAGCUCAGCUGGCCUGCGGGGUGUGGGAAGGUGGCUGGCCCCACCUGUCACCCCGGAAGUGUCUUAAAACUUAAAAAAAAACAAUCCACUGUAACAUACAUAUUUUCUAUGACAACCGGUAUAUAGAUACAUAAAAUGUAUGCCAAAUUUAACAGUAGUUUCAAGGCACCCCGAUUUUUUGACCAUAAUUUUUAAACAGAGUCCAUCCUGCUACAUUAAAUUCUCUGUCUAUGAACCUGUAGUUUGAAGAACACUGAUCUAGGGCACGUGGCCCUUGGACUUUCUGAUUCAGGCUGUAAUUUACCUGAAGAGCCAACUCGGGGGGGGGCGCACACUCAGACUGUGCUCCCCAGGACCGUUGCGGCAGAUGGACGGAGAGACCGGUGGCGCUGAGCCUCAAGCUUAAUAAACAUUGGCUUUCUGGAUGCCUUUUCG
Molecule: messenger RNA, 1310 nt
Organism: Fukomys damarensis (Damara mole-rat)
Lineage: Eukaryota; Metazoa; Chordata; Mammalia; Rodentia; Bathyergidae
Product: zinc finger protein 581-like
Exons: 2
Coding region: 1-549 (182 amino acids)
Biological process (GO): regulation of transcription by RNA polymerase II
Cellular component (GO): nucleus
Molecular function (GO): DNA-binding transcription factor activity, RNA polymerase II-specific; sequence-specific DNA binding
Source: RefSeq, a predicted model, not a curated record